AUGCAAAAAAUUAUUUUAGUUAUAUGCUUAAUUUUAUCAUUGGUAUUUAUUUCUUAUGGAGAACAAACUUCGAGCGCAAAAUGUUACAUGAGACUCGAUGAUUGUGAAAAGAUGAGAAAGGCUAGAGAAAAAUCAAUUGCUGAUGGAUCAAUUAAUCAUAUGCCAGCUCAAGGACGUCAAUUAUUUGAGGAAAUCUAUGCAAACAACUGUCCAAAAGCUUAA
Messenger RNA from Dictyostelium discoideum AX4, 222 nucleotides. RefSeq lists its product as hypothetical. The transcript has a single exon. The record is from RefSeq and is a predicted model, not a curated record. Bases 1 to 222 code for a protein of 73 amino acids. NCBI's taxonomy places the organism in Eukaryota, Evosea, Eumycetozoa, Dictyosteliales, Dictyosteliaceae.